Molecule: messenger RNA, 2764 nt
Organism: Drosophila mauritiana
Lineage: Eukaryota; Metazoa; Arthropoda; Insecta; Diptera; Drosophilidae
Product: protein peste
Exons: 4
Coding region: 1-1668 (555 amino acids)
Cellular component (GO): cytoplasm; membrane
Molecular function (GO): scavenger receptor activity
Source: RefSeq, a predicted model, not a curated record
AUGACAUCACGGACGCGCCACUGUGCCCGACUGGGCAUCGUUCUCCUUGGGAUCUGUUGCAUCGCCAGCGGGGUUUACCUCUUCCGCAACUGGAUCGAUAUGUUUACGCGCAUGCGCGGCCAGGAAAUGGCCCUGAGCCCCAAUUCACGAUCCUUCGAGGGCUGGAAGGUGUCGCCGUUGCCUUUGGACUUCGAUAUCUAUCUAUUUAACUGGACGAAUCCAGAGGACUUCUAUGUGGGCUCGAGUAAGAAGCCCCACUUUGAGCAACUGGGCCCCUAUCGGUUUCGAGAGAAACCCGACAAGGUGGACAUCGAAUGGCACAAUCAUAACGCCUCCGUAUCAUUUCGCAAAAAGUCCUGGUUCUACUUUGAUGCUGCCGGCAGCAAUGGAAGUUUAUGGGAUAAAGUGACUACGGUCAACAGCGUAGCGCACUCUGCUGCUAGACGUGCGGCCGACAAUUACUUUGCCAGAGGUGCCAUUAACUUGGCCAAUAAAUUGUAUGGACAGAGAGUGACCACUACGAGAACCGUUGAUGAAAUGCUUUUCACGGGCUACGAGCAUCCAUUCAUAAGCGUGGGCAAGCUGUUCAGCCCUCAGGAUGUUCCCUUUAAACGUGUAGGCUACCAUUACCCACGAAAUGGCAGUUCCGAGUUCGAUGGUGGUAUCAACAUGUUCACAGGAGCCGAUGAUAUAGCGAAAAUGGGUCAGAUUCAUACGUGGAAUAAUUUGACGCAUACUGGAGCCUUUGAGGGCACCUGCGGGCAGGUGCACGGCUCGAUGGGCGAAUUCUUUCCGCCCAACCUUGGCACCAAAGACACCGUCUACAUGUACAUGCCCAAGAUGUGCCGUGCUAUACCACUGGACUACGUGGAAACUGUGACCGUGCACGGCGUGACCGCCUACAAAUUCAGUGGCACCCGGCACGCUGUGGACAAUGGCACUCUGUAUCCGGAUACCAGUUGCUAUUGCGUCAAUGGAAAGUGUAUGCCCAGCGGGGUCAUCAAUAUCGGACCCUGCUCCAUGAACGCAUCCGUCUACAUGUCCUUCCCACACUUCUACAUGGCGGAUCCAAGCUAUCUGGAGGCCAUCGAGGGUUUGCGACCAGAACGCGAGAAGCACGAGUUCUUCAUGACCCUGGAGCCCAAUGCGGGCGUGCCAAUGGACGUGGGUGGUGGCUUUCAGGCCAACUACUACAUGGAGCCAAUUCCGGGUAUUUCCUUGUAUGAGAAUGUCCCGACGGUCAUGAUACCCAUGAUGUGGUGCGAGGAGCGCGUACGCGUGUCAGAGGAAAUUGCCGCAGACAUUGCGCUUGUUCCGCUAAUUGUCCUGCUGGGACAGAUCGUAACCGGCAUACUCUUGGCGGGCGGUCUCAUAUGCACCUGCUGGUACCCGACGCGACAAGUGACGCACUUCUGUCACAGCGAUCCAAAGGCAAAGGCCAGUGUCCUGCGUCCACUGAACGCAUUUGGUGUAAAUUCGACGGCAGCCACAGCGCCGGUGUCCCAACUAUUCCGGAACAACAUUAGUUCAUCGGGCAACGAGCGUGUGGGAGUGCGCCUGCUAGACUAUAAUCGCGAUUCUGGCAUAAGACAGGAGAAUGGUACCAUGGAAAGCAUGCACAGGGAGCGUCUGAUCAGCGAGGCCUCGCCCGAUGUUGUAGUUAGAUAAUACAUGCGUUGGCAUCAAACCAUUCUGACGGUGCCGCCAACGAUCAUCUGCCUAAGACUCAUUUACGUCGCCGUAGCUUAAAAUAGCUUAGAACAACGUGAUGAAACCAUUCUGCCUUAGCCAGGCUCUAAGAGGCUGGACCCAGUUGCUCAUCGAGGAUGUCGUUCCAAUUCACGUCACAUUACCACCACAUUACCAACCACGCACGCGCCAAUCGCAUAAGGAGUUCCCUCAACACAUCUGCACGCUUUGCGGACAGCGAGAGAGAUUUAUAAGAUUAUUUAUUUUAGUGCCAAAUAACAGCAGAAAACGCAAGCAAAAAGUCAUUAACUAUUGUAGUAGGAUAAACUAAAUUGUAUAUAGAGCGACUCGCGUAGAGCGCCCCAUUACUCAUUUUCCUUAAUUCUUGAAGUUAAAACUGCGCAUGCCCAAAGUAUUUAUAUUUAUAUUAUAAUUCAUAACUUUUGUAUAGCGAUAUUUAAGGUUUUCAUCCAGAUUGAUCUGAAGUUAUAAAGAAAUAAUAUUGAACAGAGAACAUAGGUAGCGAGAAUUGUUGCUCAUUUACAUAGGUAGGCCGAAAAACUAAAAAUUUAAAGUUGUUGUUUUAAGUCUUGUACAAAUAACGCUAGCACUGCAAAGAUAACGCAUAUCCUAUGUACAAAUGUCGAUCAGUGUAAGAUCUAAAUGCCUAGAUUAUAAAGCACAGCUGUGAACCCCGGAAAUAUUUCCAAAAAUUCCUUAAGAUAAAUGAAUAGAAAAAAUGAUUAAAAUCAAGUGAUCAACGAGGGACUUUCUGAAAAUGGCAGUAGUUACUAAAAUUACGUAUGGAGACCCUGAAAAAGAAAUUUUCAAACAUAUCUUCAUAUAAUUUUGAAUUGAAAAUCCAAUCCAUUUAUACAUUUGUUACUAUUAAACUUUUUAUUUGUCUUUGCCUUGAAAAACAUAUUCCCCUAAAUAAGUUUCUUUAAAUCCACACAAUACACUUGAAUAAUUAAAUGUGUUUUAAAAUUCAUCUUUUUUAUAUAAGAUGACGCGUCAUCCAAGGCGAUUUCCAAUAAUUCCACCUAAACGAAAAUAAAACUGUCAACACAUAAAA